AUAUUUUGUCCAUCCCAAGUUAGACGCCACUCACAUAGUAAACCUCGACGCAUGGAUAUCUCUGCCUUACCACACUGCACUUGCUGCUGACCUGGGUACUACACUGUUUCUCAUCCAGACCAUCACGGAUGGCAUGUUGCUUUGCAGUUUUUCAUCCGCUUUGGACCCUGCUAUGCUGGAUACUCACUAAGACACCGGAAGCCUCUAUGCUGAUUCCGAGUCGAUCACGGCGAUGUUACUUAGCUCCUUCCGAUCAAUAUCUGAAUUCCUAUGUCGUAUCAAAGUGUUCGUCGAGAUGGACUACAACGAAGGUAUCAUUCUGCACUGCGGCCCUUCCGUGUCUUGGAUCGACGCCCACAACAAUUAACCUUUCAACGUUCACAGUUUAGAGGCACUCUUCUUGCCAAUGAUUCCCUAUCGACCCUGAUCGACCUCCAUCAGUUCCCAGAUUCGUCACAUGUCGGUGACUAGACUUGAGCC
Suillus subalutaceus is the source of this 480-nucleotide messenger RNA. RefSeq lists its product as uncharacterized. The transcript has a single exon. The coding region runs from base 129 to 389 and encodes 86 amino acids. NCBI's taxonomy places the organism in Eukaryota, Fungi, Basidiomycota, Agaricomycetes, Boletales, Suillaceae. The record is from RefSeq and is a predicted model, not a curated record.